Molecule: messenger RNA, 1605 nt
Organism: Herpailurus yagouaroundi (jaguarundi)
Lineage: Eukaryota; Metazoa; Chordata; Mammalia; Carnivora; Felidae
Product: protein FRG2-like-1
Exons: 4
Coding region: 36-938 (300 amino acids)
Source: RefSeq, a predicted model, not a curated record
GGUGCAGGGUGAAGGCCGUCCCCGGGGGCUUCCAGAUGGACUCUGGAACUGAGGGCUCAGAGCCCCGCAGCUCAUCCGUGCGACACCCCACUGACCGGCCGCCCUGCCACCAGAACUCGUUCCCAGAAAGCGGCUCAGAUGUGGAGGAGAAAGCCCUGGAAGGGAAAGAGGAGACGUUACUGUCGCCGUUGAGAGAGAGCCGCACCCAAAGGCGAGGUAGGAAGCCCAAGACAGAGGAGGAGGAUCCCAGGGAAAGUGAGCCCAAAAGGGACAGCUGCAUUUCCGGAUCAGAAUCGGAAGGCUGCUCCAGUUGGGAGGGCUCCGGCAAGAGGCAAGUCACUUCCAGCGACAGCACCUGCCCCCCGGCAGCAGGGGCCUCUCCAGCAGGUGAGCGCAGUGUGACUCCGGGAAAGAGGAAGCGGACGACGCCGGACUCGGGCCAGGGCAGCGAGAGCGAGGAGACCGCGGGUGCCCAGCGCAGGAGACGCGGGGCGCGGGGCGCCGGGCGCGGCCGGCGGAGCAGGCGCAGGUCCCCGGGAGACCGGCCGCCCCCACUUCGGAAGAGGCUGGUGACCGCCGUGCGCGCCCUGUCUGAGGCCGUCCGUCAGGACGUGGCUGGGGCGUGGGAGCAGCGGGAGCGUUCCCCGCUGACCUGGGAGCAGCGCUCGGGGCUCGGGCGGCUCUGGGCGCCUCUGUGCGCGGCCUUGCAGACCGUCUACACCAUGGCCAACCAGGCGGCCUACGUCUUCCCUGCAGAGAGCUGGCUCGUCCCAGCCCCGCCGCCGGGCCCCCGGGCUCCAGCUGGGGAUACAGGAGAAGCCCGGGGCUCCCCCCGCGAGGGACACGGGGCCUCCCCGCCCGGGGUCGGGAGCGAGGCCGCCCGCGCCGGGGAAGGCACCCGCGCUGCCGCAGAGCUGCGCGCGCAGCCCCCGGGGUGAGACCAAGGCCCUGCUACCGCCCACACUGCGGGUACCGCGCGUGUCAGACUUGGGGCGCUCGGAGCAAAGGCACUGCGGACACCGAGUGCGGAGCUGACGAGCUCGUGUCCGAUUUCGUGUUAGGCACUGUAGUGUGUUUUGAGGGUCUUAGGACGGCCCAGCAUUAUUUCAUGAUGAGAACAGGUAUCGGGCUGUAAUUCCUCUGUUGUUGCCAACGUCUCGCCAAGUAAACAUACUUCUCUCCUCCCCUUUGAUCCGAAAAGGCGCUAAGUCUUGGGUCCCCUGCCUCCAGUCUUGGAGGACUGAAGCCACAGGCCUGGGGGAGCAUCUAUGUGGAGGGAUGGUUGUACUGUUCCGUUUGGUGGAGUCACCAUGUCGGUUUGUCCUUCGCUUUUCAGUUACUCUAUAUGAAACCCGGUUCAAGAUACAUUAGUGUUAUUGACCGUAUGUGCUUAUUCUCACAGCUGGCUCAUAUGCCAAAUUUUAAGUUUUCUUCUAUUUUGCAGAUUUCAAGUUAUCCUAUUUAUGAGAGGAUAUUUAAGAUAGAUGCUGUCAUUUUAUAUAUAUUUUAUGUACUUUCCAAUUUGCAUUUUACACUGGGAUCAUGUAGUCUUUCAUCUGUAAAUGUGCAGAAUUUUAUGUAAGCAAAAUAAACCUUUUUCCGUAU